Carica papaya (papaya) is the source of this 719-nucleotide messenger RNA. Lineage: Eukaryota; Viridiplantae; Streptophyta; Magnoliopsida; Brassicales; Caricaceae. The record is from RefSeq and is a predicted model, not a curated record.
AUGGAAACUUUGAAGUUAUCUUACCUGAAGCUUCUCUUCUCUUCUUUUCAGCCUGCCAAGUGGUCUUUCAACUCGCACACAGUUUUGAAGAACAGUGAGCAGGCACCGAGAACUCCAGUGUUUGCUGAAGAAAUUCUUGGUGAGGAGGGCGUUGAGGGUGAAGUUGCAAAACCACCAGAAAAAUCAUUUUGGGCUAAAUAUUGGAUGUAUUUGAUUCCACUUGGAUUCAUAGUCAUGAAUGCAAUGACCCAAGCAAUGAACAUGCCUGAAGAUCAGGCUGGUGGUGGUCAGUCGACCUCCCAAGUACAGCAGUCAGCAGGCGCAGUGCAGCGAGGCCCAAGUUCUGCUGUACGAAGAAGAUGAUGGAUUGUGAAAUCAUUGAUAUCGGAGUGACAGUUCGGUAUUAAUUUGCUCUCUCCUUGGGAUCGUUGAGGUUUCUGAGAGGGUGCAGGAGAGUAUUGUAUAUUAUUCAGUGAUCAUUCAAGUGAAAACAUGGCAUCGCCGUGGUGCCGGAAUGAUGAAGAAGAGCUUUUGGAAGAGCAUCUAGAUAUUUGCUUGCAUUAUUGUGAGAUAAAAUAUUUUUCUGGCUUAAUGACAGUUUAACUGGAUCAGUUGAUUUCUUGUGGAGUUUUCAAAGUCAAAUGAUUUGAUUAGAAUUUUAAAUUUGAGAUUUCUAAUUCGUAUUUAGGAGUAAAAUUAAUGAAAUUGGAUUCGGAUCA